CUCUCAGCCAUCAUGCACCAGGUUGGGACUCCCUCCCUACGCCCUCUGACCUCUCUCCGUUAAUCUGCAUAGAGGAAUGACAAGCAUUUUAGCUGAGCAGAAACAGACGGGGUGUAGAGGCUGGAGCAGAAAAAGGGUUGGGUGUGUGUACUAGAGAGAGAGAGACUGGAGUUGUGAAAGUUCUCAUUAACCUCUGUGUGAGAGCGAAGGGGAGUUAGCCUUUCUUUCGGGAGAGAAAGUGAAAAUGAAGCUGGGUAGUGUUGGUGGUUGGAGGAGCUGCGUCUCUCUGAUGUGUCUGGGACAGUUCUGACGACCUGCCGACUUCAUGCGAGCGGGGAUAGCAAGGAGUCCUGUUGAAGCAGGAAGACUAUGGGGCAGACUUCAGUGUCAAGCUUCCCCGAGGCUACGAGCGGACAACUCAGUUGAGAGCGAAAGAGGCUGGCUUGGCUAAAGCUGCUGGACCUGAGUUUUGUUCUCCGUGGGAGUCAUGCACGUUGGCAGAUUGGAAAGUGACGGAAUUUCCUGUGUCACUAGAAUGAACACUUUGAACGCUCGUUACAGCGAAGUCACUGCUGAUGGACUGGAAAAGUACUCGAUCACAAACUCUGAAGGACUGCCCUCUGGAUCUGGGACGCCGCCACUGAAGCGAAAAAGCAAGCUGGCAUCCAUUGGCAAAAUCUUCAAACCAUGGAAGUGGCGGAAAAAGAAAGCAAGCGAGAAGUUCCAAGAGACAUCUGCGUUGUUGGAAAGGAAGAUAUCAACGAGACAGAGUCGGGAAGAGCUGAUAAGGAGAGGAGUUCUCAAGGAGGUUGCUGAGCAGGAUGGAAAUGCUGAGACGACAUGCAGAAAUGGACACACGAUACACGCUGUACCCAUCACAUUAGAACCAACAGCAGAAAGCAUGACUGAAGCUGGCUCAACAAACCCAGCCCCUCCACUGCCAGACCCAGAAACACCAGAAGGCUGCCUUGUUUGUACAGUCCAAACUUCUCAGGAAGCCCAGCCAUCACCGUUGCCGGUGCCCCAUCUCACUGUGUCCACUCUCAUCUCCGCUGCUGCUGAAGAAGUUGAAGGUGUUAAACCAAGCCCCCAGCCUGUGUUGAAGUGCCUGUCUGUGCCCCCGAAGCCAAUCUGCUGGAGCAAGAAUGUGGAGCACGAGGCCUGCGAUUUGAAAGUACUCCCCAAUUUGUUGUCAUCACCUCAGUCGCCAUCACAGCUUCAUUCAGAGGUGAACACUGAUCAAGCCCAAGACCUGUCACGCUUCCCAGGCACGGGGGACACACACAGGAAUUCUGGAAAACAUUCCGACUUUCCUACUCAACCUCAGUCUCUGCGACUGGGUGAAAGCGACUCCUUUGGGCUCCCAGCUGUAACGCACCUAGUGCCAGAGCCUGGAGACCACGAUGAGAAGACAAAGGCCAGAACUGAAAAAUCGGAGAAAGCCGCUGAUCAACAGGUUGAUCAGCCUGACCUAUCCCAACAACAAAGCGUUAAGAAGGGAGCUUCCCCCACUCUGCCUGGCAAGCCUGAUGUUACUGAUGGAGAAGGAAACAUGUCUGAGCAGCAGGCAGAGAAAGACCUGACAACAACUGAAGAAACAGAGAAGGGCAGUAGCUGUGAUGAAGUUGACAGGAGUGAGAAGUCAGAGACCGCUGUGAGCCCUCUCACCAAGAAGACCCAUGUCCAGCUCGACAGUUCCUCCCUUGUCACUGUCAUUCCCAAUGUACGCUAUCGGGAAUCUCUGGGGAGUGACUCUGAUUCUGACAGCUCGCUGCAAGACAAGACCGAAUCUGAUGAAUCAGAUGAAGACGAGGAAUGUUUAAACAGUGCUCUCGCCAAUAAGAUACGACGGAGAGACACGCUCGCCAUUAAACUCCGCAACCGACCGACCAAGCAGGAGCUGGAGGAGAAGAACAUCCUGCCCCGCAAAUCAGAUGAGGAACGGAUGGAACUGCGGCAGCAAAUUGGGACCAAACUCAUCAGGAGGCUGAGCCAAAGACCUUCACUGGAAGAACUGGAACAGAGGAACAUCUUAAGAUAUCGAAAUGAAGAGGAGGAACAUGAGGAGAGACUGGAGAUCAGGAGGAGGCUGACUCGCAAGCUUAGCCUCAGGCCGACAGUGGCAGAGUUACAAGCCCGGCGCAUUCUGCGUUUUAACGAGUAUGUAGAAGUGACAGAAGCUCAGGACUAUGACCGACGAGCUGACAAACCCUGGACCCGGCUGACACCUGCUGAUAAGGCUGCAAUACGGAAAGAAUUAAAUGAAUUCAAAAGCCGGGAAAUGGAAGUGCAUGAAGAAAGCCGACAUUUAACGAGGUUUCAUCGGCCAUGAAGCAAGCAACAGAGGCUCAGGGAGAGACACUGAAAUUGUCAAGGAUUGAAGAUGGUGCGUGAGGCUACGCUGUAUGUGUUCUGUGCACCUUCCCUGUCGAGAGGCAGACGUUCAACAGAGGGCUGACCAUGCAACAGCAACAAAACCAUCUCACACACACACACACACACACAAAAAAACGAAGUUUUAAUAUCUAAGUAAUUUUUUUAAAAGAUUCUUUCUUUCUCUGUGGAGGCAGGCUGGCUUCUUUUGUUGAGACGGGAGGGGGAAAAAGAUG
Molecule: messenger RNA, 2609 nt
Organism: Rhincodon typus (whale shark)
Lineage: Eukaryota; Metazoa; Chordata; Chondrichthyes; Orectolobiformes; Rhincodontidae
Gene: phactr2
Product: phosphatase and actin regulator 2
Exons: 14
Coding region: 488-2332 (614 amino acids)
Biological process (GO): actin cytoskeleton organization
Molecular function (GO): actin binding
Source: RefSeq, a predicted model, not a curated record